GUCUCUCUCUCUCUCUCUCUCUCUCUCUCUCUCUCAGAGUUUGAUUCUGGAAUGUCAGGGAGUCGACUGUUUUAAAAAGCCACCAAAACUUAAGCAUGUUUUUUUUUAAUUAUGUGAGUAAUCUAAGUAGGCGGAGACAAUUUUUGGAUGCCAAAUGGAAUUCCUUUAGCAGCCAGUGAGUCAAAUCCAGGACGUCCAAAAAUAAAGCAGGUCUGAUUACGUUCUCUCUCUGCUGAGAGUGCAGAAGACAAAGUAAAUUGUUUGCUCGUGAAUUUGGUGGCAAACGUUGUGGACAAGGAUGGAUCUGUGGAGAAUCCUGUUGUUGCUAAUACAUCUCAGAAUCAUAACAGCUGAUUCAGCAGGUUACUUUUGGCACAUUACAGACCUACACCUAGACCCAGAGUACCAGGUGGCACCAGACCCUUUGAAGGUAUGCCCAUCUGCUGGCACCCAGCCAGUGACCAACGCAGGGGCCUGGGGUCAUUAUUUGUGUGAUGCUCCCUGGAGUCUUGUCAACUCUUCCAUUUAUGCCAUGAAGGAGAUUCUUCCUGACCCUGACUUCAUUCUCUGGACAGGGGAUGACACUCCUCAUGUGCCUGAUGAGAAACUGGGUGAAGAAUCUGUGUUGAGGAUAAUUGAAAAGCUCACUAACUUGAUCAAACAUGUCUUUCCAGAUACUCAGGUAUAUCCUGCAAUGGGCAACCAUGACUUCCACCCCAAAAACCAGUUCCCAGCUGGGGAGAACAGGAUCUACCACGCAACAGCAGAUCUCUGGCACCCUUGGCUUAGCAACCACUCUGUGCAGAUGUUCAGAGCAGGUGCUUUUUAUAGUCAGUUAUUAUCCAGUUCCAGGCCAGCAAGACGAAUGGUUGUCCUCAAUACAAAUCUGUACUAUGACAACAAUAAACAAACAAUUAGCCUGGAGGAUCCAGGAGGCCAAUUCAAAUGGCUGGAGGAAACACUGACUAGUGCCGCAGAUGCAGGAGAAAAGGUCUAUAUUAUUGGGCAUGUCCCUCCUGGCUUUUUUGAAAAGAAACGAGGCAAGCCCUGGUUCCGAGAACACUUUAACCAACGAUAUACAGAAAUAAUCCAGCGACAUCAUGGAGUGGUUGUAGCACAGUUCUUUGGACAUCAUCACACAGAUAGUUUUAGAAUGUUCUACAAUAAUGCAGGUUCCCCUAUCAGUGUUAUGUUUUUAGCUCCAGCUGUAACACCCUGGAAAACAACCUUACCAGGCGUGCACAAUGGAGCCAACAAUCCUGGCAUCCGGUUGUUCACAUACGACCGCAACACCCUGCAAGUUAAGGAUAUGGUUACUCAUUAUUUAAACCUUACCCAUGCCAACCUGAGAGCGCCUGAAUGGAAGAAAGAGUAUGGCCUGACAGAAGACUUCCAGAUCUCAGAUGGUUCUGUCCACUCUAUGCACUUGCUACUGGAGAAGCUUGAGAAGGAAGAAGAACACCUCCAGCGGUACUACAAGUAUAACUCAGUUCAAUACGAUCUGACAUACUGUGAUGCCACGUGCCAGACUGAUCAUCUGUGUGCCAUCCGGGAAGUAGAUUUUACAAAAUACAGCCAAUGCAUUCAAGCUAGGAGUGCUGCAGCCUCCAUGUUGGACCUUGUUUCACGUUAUUCUAUACUUGGACUCACGACUAUAGGAUUGUGGGGUAUCUUGGGCACACUGGGACACGAAUAGGAUGGUGUAGUUUUCACUUGGGCACUGAAUAUCGGAGGGUAGCUCUAAACACCAGUAUGCCAAGAAUCUCUCAUUUCUUGGUCUUCAAAAAACCCGAAGCAUUGUUGUAGUGGAGGAGAGCUUGCAGGAUUAAUGUGCUAGGGGUGAUUUGUUAGUAGGGAAGAUUAUGAAAUUGCUCCAGGCUUCCCUGUUUCCUCUCCAUUGCAGCCAGAUGGCUGGAUUGUCCAAGCCAGUGUAUUGCUGUGAGCUAUUGUGGAAUAUUCAAACUUGGAUGGUCAAUUAAGAAUCAUUAACUCUGCAAAAUAUUUGCUUCUAAUAAAGAAGCUCAUUCUAUAGGCAAUGACCACUUGUACAUUUAUAUGUAAGUCAGAACAAGUACAUUUUAAAGCAUACCUCCAGAUAGAUAGAUAGAUAGAUAGAUAGAUAGAUAGAUAGAUAGAUAGAAACUUUGGAUAGCAUAGGGAAGGGUUAUGACGCCUGUGGUGUUGGUUUUGCUGUCAGAAGACUUUGCCUUACUUUCUGUUCCUGAGAUAAUUGGAUUUUGAAAAAAAAAAGGCUUCUUAUGAAAACAAGGAUUGGUGAGAAAGCUUCAAAGGAGACACUCUUUCUCAUGAUAGCUCUUUCAGGAGUGAAUUUCCCUUCUGAGGGAUAGAUUUCUCUCAUUUCCUGUUUUCUCAUCGCUGUCAUAUGUAAGUAGGAUACUUGUAACUUGAGGACUGCCUAUACUUUGAAAAAUGCAUACAAAUAGGCUAUGUCAUCCCCGCACAACCCAAGGAAAUUUUCCCAGCCCUCACCCCCUUUGUUUGCAAGCACAAGGACCCUUGCCAUAAGGAAAGAAAGAAAGAAAGAAAGAAAGAAAGAAAGAAAGAAAGAAAGAAAGAAAGAAAGAAAAGGGACGAGCCACAAAGUGCCAUGGGAACAUUGUAAGGGCCCUCUCAGAGCCCCCUAGGUAAAGCUAAAGGUUUCCCCUUGACAUUAAAUCUCUGGAGGGGUGUUGCUCAUCUCCAUUUCUAUGCCAAAGAGCCGGCAUUCUCCAUAAACAUUUCCAAGGUCAUGUGGCCAGCAUGGCUGCAUGGAACACCAUUACCAUCCCACCUAUUGAUCUACUCACCUUGCAUGUUUUCAAACUGCUAGGUUGGCAGAAGCUGGGGCUCACAACGGGAGCUCAUCCCGCUGCUCGGAUUUGAAUCGCCGACCUUUCGGUCAGCAAGUUCAGCAGCUCAGCAUUUUAACUCACUGCGCCACCUCACGAGUAAGGGAGGGGAGGAUCCUGAGCAUGACCACUGCUCUCUGCAUCUGGUGAAGACCCAACGGACACGGCAGGUGCGACAAAACUGGCUUGGGCCAUGUCCCUCAAUUCCUAGUUACCUACACAACAGCAGCAGAUGUUGUAUAGGUAUGUGCCAACUUAAAGAAGUAAUGGCUAAUGUGUUUCCCUAGGAAACAAUUAUGUCAAGGAAAACGAUACAUUGACACACUUGCAAUGACAAAUAUGCAACUGGACAUUGACUCGCUCACCAGCCAAAAGCAGACCCAUGCUUCCCAUUGAAAUACUGUUCAGUUGACAUUGGUUAAAAUUGACCUUCAUUUUAGAUAUAUUGCAUUGUUCUUUCUACAAAUAAAAUAUAUGCAGUGUGCAGAGGAA
Molecule: messenger RNA, 3341 nt
Organism: Anolis sagrei ordinatus
Lineage: Eukaryota; Metazoa; Chordata; Lepidosauria; Squamata; Anolidae
Gene: SMPDL3B
Product: sphingomyelin phosphodiesterase acid like 3B
Biological process (GO): sphingomyelin catabolic process
Molecular function (GO): sphingomyelin phosphodiesterase activity
Source: RefSeq, a predicted model, not a curated record